This is a messenger RNA of Gymnodraco acuticeps, 1506 nucleotides long. It is a transcript of the gene dazl, whose product is annotated as deleted in azoospermia-like. Gene Ontology annotation, molecular function: RNA binding. The record is from RefSeq and is a predicted model, not a curated record. Lineage: Eukaryota; Metazoa; Chordata; Actinopteri; Perciformes; Bathydraconidae. The coding region runs from base 133 to 777 and encodes 214 amino acids. The transcript has 10 exons.
GUCAUGUGGGGUGGACGAGGCGUGGUUUCUGCUGAAGUGAGGCGGUCUUCGUCGUCGGGCAGAGGAAUCGUCGCUACAGAAGCUUUCUAGGUCGUGUGUCUGGCUAAUUUACUAGUUUUAAUCCUUUUAAAUAUGGACAAGCCCAGGAGCAACACCCAGUCUCCAUCCCUGAAGUUGUCAAAUGGCUACGUUUUACCCGAGGGCAAGCUGACUCCCAACGCCCUGUUUGUCGGUGGGAUUGACAUGAAGGUGGAGGAAAAGGAAUUGCGAGAGUUCUUUGGAAGAUAUGGUGCUGUUAAGGAAGUAAAGAUUAUAACCUACCAUGGAGGGGUCUGCAAAGGGUACGGGUUUGUGUACUUCAAUGAAGAUGUGAACAUUCAGACGAUCAUUGAGCAACCGAUUAAUUUUGGGGGCCGGAAACUCAAGCUGGGCCCUGCCAUCAUGAAAGAAAGGAGCGCCAGAACCAUGCCACCCCGUCCGGUUGGCCCUGCUCCCUGGAUGAACCUCCCUCAGUACGUCUACUGCACCUGCUGCUCAUCCAUGGGAGGGGGAAUGCCUCAACCUUCACCCAUCGUCAAUGGUGGAAGCCCCUACAAUCAGCCGUACUCCUACACCAACUAUGGAGGGGCCAUGUACCCACAGAUGCCAAUGAACUAUGCACAGAACUCCUACACCUACCAGUACAAUCCCCAGCACUGGAUGAUGGACCAGAGAACACCGCCUGACAAUCAGGGCUUUGUGGACAAUGGAGUCCAGACUAUGAUGACUGUGCUGUAGUCUGAGCUACUGAGCCCCCUGCCAGACUACGCAGCUUUGGCCACAGUGAGACAAAAUGCAGACAGGAUGACAUCUUGAUGUUCCGGACGGCUGGAAGCAAUCGAAUGCCUCACGGUUUUUCUUAUAACCCUCCUCCCUUCUCUCAAUGUAUGAGACCCAUUUUAACACCACACUGUAGGAGCUCUCCACUGUAACUAUUCUUGUUUGAUCACAAUCAUUUUAAUCACACGGUAUGGACCUCUGUCGUGUGGUCAAACUGCGUUUAACACACACGGAUCACAGUGACAGUCGCACAGGAAGAAGCACCUCCACCAUAUAAAUGGGCUCACAUUCUUCUUCCUUUUUGUUUUCUUUUGUCGGUUAACCCAAAGGAAAAAAACAUUGAAAAUACUUUUAAGCUCACCCUUUGUGACUAUUUAUAUUUUAUUUUUUUCUCUGUACAUAAACAGUAAGUUUAUAGAUGUAGAAAUGUCUUGACAGGUUUCAGCUUUGGAGUAGAAUGCUACUUUCAAUCCAGUUCAAGUCUAAUGCUUCUAAAUUAAGAAAUGUAAUGUUAACUGCAGUAUAAGGGCACUUGGUCAAUUAUUUCAAGCACUCACAUUUUGUUUUGUUUAGUUUGUGCUCUAUUCCGUUUAAAUGUCGGAUUGAGGCAAUACCUGAACAGCAAUUUAGAUUAUAGUUCCUAAUCAGUAUCACUGAUUUUGUGUCUUGGUCAAACGGCAGACUUUU